GUAGCAUUCACUGAAAAAGUUGUAUGCAACAGUCUCUAUCGAAUGAGCGCGAACUUGAAGCAGUUCCGGCAGGGUAGUUUGGAUUUACUAACUUUGAAGGAUAGAAACACACACGUUCUCAGAGAGGCCAUUCUUUCAAUGAGUUCCUUACGCGCACAAAAUCGUAACGUAAACUCCUUUUUUGUUAAUGAAAAGGUCCAAUCACCAUCCGAGGAAACUCUUUUACUUUCGCCAAUGAGAGCAAAGACAUAUAAGGAAAUGACUAACGAACUCCCGUCCUUGAAGAGAGUAUGUUACCUCCUUAGAAUUGAGGAAUAUGUGCUGCUCUAUUCCCCGCGCACCACCAUGAAGCGUGCUGUUCGCGUGGGAGGAAGAGCUUUGCUUGAAAUUAGGAAAGGCGCUGCCCCGGGGAUCAACAUGUUCGUUAAGUUAAUAAAUGGCCAUCAAUCAGACUCUUCCUGCCUUCUAAAGAUCUCUCCUUCCAGCACUUUUAAUGACCUCACAGAAGCACUGAAAAGUGCUUUUGGCGGAAAGUCCACUAAUGGGUGCCAUCUUGCCUCUACGGAUCUCGCUUUCGGUCAUUGGAUUUGCGAGUGCUUGCGGUCCGAACAAGAGCUAAAGUAUUGGACCAUUUCCGAAGGCGGAGAAAUUUACAAAAUAGUAGAGGAUGGAAACCUCCCUGUGGCGGCUGUUUACGGAAAGCUGGCAGCUUUAAACACGACUCUAAUCGAACCACUCCCCAUGCGGCUCACAUCGCUUGACGCCCAAUCAAAAAAAAACACCAACUUGAAAGUCCGUCAAACUACAGGCACCGAAGAUUCAACUCGCUCAGAAGAGCUUGACCAAUCAUGUGCUUCGUGGCAUUUGGCUACUGGUCGGUACCGACCGCAUUACUUCACUGCUGGCGCGGAGAGAGUUUUUGAAAGUCUUUUGGUUGGAGGGCAUGUGAGCAAGAAGAAAAAAGACUUGAUAUCUGUUCAAUUUCAAGCUUGCAGGACCAAUGAAAGCAGCAGCGACUUUAAUAAUAAUGAUGAUUAUAAUAUUUACAAAAAUAAUAAUGAAAAUAUUUAUAAUAAUAAAGAUGAUAAUAAUAAUUAUAAUCAUUGUAGUAUUAAUAAUAAUGAGCCCCCGAAGGAUAGUCAUACCAACCUCGACGAACUCCGAUUCGUGUUUUCUGAGAUUAUUAAUUGUUUUCCUGGCCCGCUUGCCCCUAGCAAAGCGCCGCCCGCCAACCGAUCGCACCUUCGUUCUAAAUCGGGAUCCUACAGCGGCUCGCAUCUCGGCUCCUUCUUCUCCAGUAUCCUUUCACAUUCUCUCAAGAAGCAAGACUUACUAGCUGCGCCGCCAUAUCUGCCGGACAUCUCUGACUUGAGCCCGCUGGUUAUUAUUGCAAGCCACGUGUUGCUGUGCAUCCCUUGGGACCUUCUCCAUCUUUAUCGCCCCACCGACCACGUAGUUACCAGCUUUACGCUUUCUUCGCUUCUGACCCAACGGGACAGCAAGAUUCUCCGCUCCACCGACUCCCUUAUGGAGAAAAAUAAAAAAUGUUCUGUUAAAAGCCCAAAAUUUUUUUCAUUGUGCUGGAGCUCGUCUUCCUCUAAUUCAAGUUACUACCACAAACGAGAUAAAAAGCGAGAGGCCCACUUUUUCCAUCGUUUUAUUAGCGACUUCACGUAUAUCGAUCCGAGGUCGGCUCGGUCUUCUCAGCUAAUGAGCGAAGUAGCGCACGACCGGGUCUUCUCUUCUGGCGCCCCCUAUGAGUUUUUAGUGCGCCACGGAAAAAAGAAAAGCCGCUACAAUUCGUACAAAAAGAAUUUUUAUGUGCAGAAGUACAUCCACUUUGUCGACUGCGCGGGAAGUUCAGCUGUCCGCCAUGGCCACGUGUUGGAUGAAAUGAGGCAGCACAUGGAAGGCUUUCAACACGCAGUCUUACUGCUGGCCUAUGCGGAGGCGCUUGAUCUUAACACCUGGGCAGCCGACCUUGCAUCUGCCUCUGAGGGCUUGGCGACUGGAUAUCCCGGGCUCUCUUUCACAUGCUUAUUUAUUCCGCAAUACUACGCUAAGAAGUCGUUCCGAUGCAUUAUGAAGAAGCUUCAGUAUUUCCAUUCCCUUAAAGAAACGACCGCCAACGACAAUUCUUUCGUGCUGCCUUUUUUGUUUGCCGCUGUUCAAGAGCUCCGCAGUUAUAUGGGUGUGCCUGUAGUAAUGCUUCACCCCUGCUAUCUUUGAAAGUAAUGAAUUCACUAAAUGUAUUGCUGUAUGGU
Molecule: messenger RNA, 2264 nt
Organism: Zophobas morio
Lineage: Eukaryota; Metazoa; Arthropoda; Insecta; Coleoptera; Tenebrionidae
Exons: 16
Coding region: 43-2229 (728 amino acids)
Source: RefSeq, a predicted model, not a curated record